This is a messenger RNA of Coregonus clupeaformis (lake whitefish), 2599 nucleotides long. Its product is annotated as GRB2-related adaptor protein 2. Gene Ontology annotation, molecular function: protein binding. NCBI's taxonomy places the organism in Eukaryota, Metazoa, Chordata, Actinopteri, Salmoniformes, Salmonidae. Bases 312 to 1184 code for a protein of 290 amino acids. The record is from RefSeq and is a predicted model, not a curated record. The transcript has 10 exons.
GGGACAUUCAGUUAUUGCGCGUGUUGGGAAGGGAACUCGAAAGUCUCUCUGUUGUCAUACUUAAAUGAAAGGACGCUCCUGACUGAAAUGGUGAUCUAGUUGGCAAAACCCUGGCUGGCUGCGUACAUUUCCCGACCUCUUGUGACUGUCAACGCGUGGCUCUUUACAUGAGAUAAAGGUAAACACUAACACAUGGUGAAUGCUGCGAACUACCGAAGCAAGAAUUGUUCUAUCCUCAGCUUAGUGACAGAAGACCGAUUGCAGUCCUUCUGCCUCCCUACUCCACCUCAUUGACCCUUCCACCUGUCGCCAUGGAAGCCAGAGGAAUGUACGAGUUUAAUGCUACGGCUGAGGAUGAGCUGAGCUUCCGAAAGGGAGACAUCCUGAAGAUUCUAGGUAAUCAAGAUGAGUGGUUUAAGGCAGAGCUACAUGGACUGGAAGGCUUUGUGCCCCAAAACUACAUUGAGAGACAAACCCCAAGCUGGUUCAAGGAGACGGCCAGCCGCAGCUCUGCUGAGGAGCUCCUGAUGUCUAGGGAGGUGGGGGGAUUCCUGAUCCGUGGCAGUCAGAGCUCCCCUGGAGAAUUUUCCAUCUCUGUCAGACAUGAGUUUGACGUGCAGCAUUUCAAAGUGAUGAAGGACAGCAAAGGCCACUACUUCCUGUGGUCGGAGAAGUUCACUUCCCUCAACAAGCUGGUGGACUACUACAAGAACACCUCCAUCUCCAAGCAACGGGACAUCUACCUUAGAGACGGUAGCCAGGAUGACCAGAGCCCAUCCACACCCCAACCGUUGAAGAGGGGGAGUCUACCUGAAGAGAGGAGCUAUGGGGCCCCUACUGCAGCCACAACACACCGCAGGGCCUCAGACCUUCCUCACAGUCAGCAGAGUAAGAGACCAGGGAUGGAGGCUCAGAGGGCUCACACCAUAGGCACCCCUGGUAGAAACACCCCCCUCACCUCUUUCCCAGCCCCCCAACGGUCAUCUGAAACCAUGCCUCAUCCACAGAGGGCAGUCAUACAGGUGAAAGCGGUGUACGACUUCACAGCGGAGGAAGGGGACGAGCUAGGCUUCAGUGCAGGUGAUGUCAUUGACAUUUUGGAUCGCUCUGAUCCAUCAUGGUGGAAAGGAAGAUUACGGGGUAAAAGUGGUCUGUUCCCUGCCAACUAUACCACACCAUUAUGAGGAAAGCCCAGAGAGAGAUAAGUUGAUCUUUGGAUUUCUCCAAUCAUAUGGACAGUGAUGAUAAGAGUCGGGCAACACACAGAAACUGCAGCAGCCCAAACUGUAGGAGGACUAAAAAUAAAUUGGUUCACGUAUGACUGAUGAUAACAUAUGCUUACACAUUUAUUUUAAAGCUGGUGCUUAGUAAAUGGCAUGAUACAAUUGGCAUACCUAAAUGACAUUGAUUUAUAAGCAGUGGCGGACUUACCAUUAGACUGAAGAGGCAAUUGCCUCAGGCCUCACAACAUCAAGGGGCCUCGUGAGCUGGGCAUAAUAAUAAAAAAAUACUAGUAAUCUUUUUUAUUUUAAAUAAUUUCUCUGCAUGAGGACUAUUCCACCCUGACAGAGUUCCUGUGCAUUGUUUCACGCGAUAUGAUUGCAAAUGUGACUUUCAUUUAAAUUAAGCUGCAGCAAUGAGGCGCUUUCACAGCGGGGCAGAGAUAUAUGCAAUUAAUGCAACCAGUGAAAAUAAAAAGAAAGAAAGAAGAUUUAACAGAACAUUUUUGUAAGUUAAUGCAUUUAUUUAGUGAAAAGACAGGUGCUGCUGGUAAUACUGACAUUGUCGUCGAGGCAGCAGACGUGUAGACAAUGUAUGGCAUGUCAUACUCUUUUUGGCCAGACAGAAUCAGAUCCAUUGGAUCCAUAUAGAAAGACAGAGGGGCGCUGUUUCACUCGCUCUGAUAAUCGGAUAAUCUCCAGUGAGAUUGAAGGAAAGUUGGCAGGUGCAAAGUGCACUGUUCGGAUGCUACUUUUUGAAGUGAUUGUUUGACAAUCAGCUGAAAACAUCAUGACUUGUCGUGUUCAUGGCACAUUAAAAGGUAAUACAUUUUUACAGUUAAAUUACGUCUCUACUAUAAAACCCAUAAAAAUAUGUUGUGCACCCAAAUCACUAAGUCCGCCCCUGUUUAUAAGGGAACUUCCACAAUCCAGCUACAGUGUCAUAUCCAUUGGAGGUUAAAAACUGGGAGCUAUGCUGCCACACAUUUACUGUAUGGUACUACACUUUUUGUAUUGUUACCUUUUUGUAUUGUCUGUAGUGCUUGCUUUCAAUUGUGAGGUCUCCAUAGUAAAUAUGUCUUGUUAGUGAGCUACCAAAUGUACAAUGUCAGUUUGAGUAUGCUUGUCAUCUGUCUAAAUUAAAACAAUUAUGUAUAUAAACUCUGGAUUGCUGAUGCUAUGUAUUGGCCAAUGAGAUGCUUUGAAGCUACUGUUCGGCCAUAUUAUCUCUCCUCAAAAGCAGUCUUCCAUAGGAAUUAAUGGAAUUUUUCAUUAUUUCAUUUAAAUGUUUCAAGGUCAAAAUUACAUGUAUUUAAGUAUUUUUUGUUGUAGCGGGGACAGUAUUUUCAAAAAAUUACACUUUAAGGAAAAUGUUUUUA